UUAUAUAAAUUGCACCAACUUUAUGUCUCUUUCUUUUGAUCACAACACAGUCAAUCGAAUCACUUCUUCCCGCCAUGGUCAACUCUUCUCCUUCUUCUUCAUCAUCUUCUUCUUCCCCCACUCCGCCACCGGAAGUUCAGGUUGGCCCUGGGGGGAGUUCCGUUGGUGGAGAGUCUGAAGAGGGUUGUUCUUCUAGGAAGAAGAAAGCGGGAAGCAAUGAUCAACAGGGUGACGAAGAGGGAGUGCAAAAGAGGUUAAAGAAAGGCGAAAUGGAUUCUCCAAUAUCAGAGCCUGUUUGUUGUAUAUGUAAUAAGAAAUUUGGUUCGUGGAAGGGAGUUUUUGGACAUAUGCGAGCCCAUCCAGAAAGAGAGUGGCGUGGGGCUUUUCCGCCACCGAAAGAAAAGGCAGGGGCGAUAAAUAUUAAUCAUCAGCAAAUUUUGCAACAGCAGUUGGCUCCAACAUUAUUGUCCUUGGGUAGAGAGGCCUUGGCGAGGAUGACUAAUCAUCAUGGUAGUGGUGCUGCUAAUGCUGCUGCUCCUUCAAGAAGGGCUGGAGAUACUGAAUUGAAUAGGGAACAACAAGAACUUGCUGGCCCUUCUACUAUUAUUCAUCCAAGCCUACGCGGUUUUGAUUUGAAUCUGCCUCCUCCGCCAGAAGAAGCCAAUGAAGAUGAUCGUAAUAACUAGAGUACGUAGGAGGCUGCAUGCAACUUCGCUCUUAUCGUUAAUGAGGAAAAUUAUUGCUCUUUUUGUUUUGUUAAAAAAAUAAUUGAAAGGGCUUGUUAUAUAUUAUAUAGUUUGCCAUUUUAUACA
Molecule: messenger RNA, 812 nt
Organism: Hevea brasiliensis (rubber tree)
Lineage: Eukaryota; Viridiplantae; Streptophyta; Magnoliopsida; Malpighiales; Euphorbiaceae
Exons: 1
Coding region: 75-686 (203 amino acids)
Source: RefSeq, a predicted model, not a curated record